CAAAAUUUACAUGUCGGAAAAAACGUGGCUAUGCUUCAUUGUAGAUGCAUUCACAGGAAUACAAAAACAAUGCAAUCCGUUGAUACAUGUGAAACUGUGAAAGAAUAAAAUUUUGAAGGAGAAGCCCGAGUUUUUGCAGAUGAACAGAAUGAAAAUGGGAGAAUAUAAACAAUAUAACCUGAAUUGAAAAUUGGAAGAUAGCCUUAAAGUUUAUGGAAAUUGCAAAGUUGCCAGGAAUGCAGCCAGCCGGUUAAAGCAUUCCGUUCAUGUUGCACUCUGCAUUCAACUAAAUGCAGUAUUCUGAACCUACCAAUACUAUCAUAGAAUUGUUUCAAGCUCACUACCGACUCAGACCACGUCCGUUAUUCACGAAGCCCCUCAAAAAUGGCUUUUGUAGCCGUGCCUAUAGCCGCUCCCUCAGCCGUUCUCUGCUCCGUGAUGGCCGCUUCUACCACAGUGAAGAAGAAGAAGAAGAACCAGGCUGUCCAGAAGCAGAAGUUGAUUCGCAAGGACUCGGAGUUGUUACAGAAAGGCUUUGCCAAAGGCCUUCGAUGGGCUAACCAGGCUCUUUCAAUUCCGAAGCUCUCGAAAUCAGUUAGCGAUUUGGUUUGGUUACGUACUAUCGAGAAUCCAGAGGCCUCCACAUCUGAGCUUCGGAGCCCUGCUCAUUGGCCUCAGCCUUACUAUCCAGAACUUUCUGGAUUAGACUUGUUUAUGGCUGAUCUCAAAGCACUGGAUGCAUACUUCAAAUAUUUCUACAGCUUUUCAAAGCUAUGGACCAGACCACUUCCUGAAAACUAUGAUCCUCAAGAAGUCGAUGACUAUUUCAAUUUGAGGCCACACAUAGUGGCUUUCCGUCUUCUUGAGGUAUUUGUUGCUUUUGCAUCUACCUCAAUUAGAUUUCAGAUCUCUGCGAUUCUUCCCAGUAUAAAUAAGGAAGUUGACAGGGAAACUUCACGCUACAUCUUUGGAAGUGUUUUAAAGGAGACAAUGUUAAGAUUGGGCCCCACUUUUAUAAAAGUUGGUCAGUCUCUUUCCACAAGACCAGAUAUCAUUGGUCCUGAAAUUUCCAAGGCAUUGUCUUCACUGCAUGAUCAAAUUCCUCCUUUUCCAAGGGCUUCAGCUAUGAAAAUUAUUGAAGAAGAAUUGGGUUCCCCAAUCGAAAAUUUAUUUAGCUAUAUCUCUGAAGAGCCUGUUGCUGCAGCUUCAUUUGGUCAGGUCUACAGAGGAAAUACUCUUGAUGGUCUUAAUGUUGCUGUGAAAGUACAGCGCCCUGGCCUACGCCAUGUGGUUGUUCGUGAUGUGUAUAUUCUACGCCUUGGGCUGGGUCUUUUGCAAAAGUUAGCAAGAAGGAGAAGUGAUCCUCGCGUUUAUGCUGAUGAACUCGGGAGAGGGUUAGUUGGGGAAUUAGAUUAUACAAUGGAGGCUGCAAAUGCUUCAGAAUUUAUGGAUAAACAUGCUCAGUUUUCCUUUAUCUGUGUGCCAAAAGUUUUACCACAUCUUAGUAGAAAGAGAGUUUUAACCAUGGAGUGGAUGGCUGGUGAAAGUCCAACUGAUUUAAUAUCAAUAUCUUCAAAGGUUUCUUGUGGUCAUCAUUCAGCAUGUUCAGAUGCACUGCAAAAUGAUGCCAAGCGUCGUCUGCUUGAUCUAGUUAACAAAGGGGUGGAGGCAUCGUUAGUUCAACUCAUCGAGACUGGCUUACUGCAUGCCGAUCCACAUCCUGGAAAUAUGCUUUACACUUCUUCAGGAAAAAUAGGGUUUCUUGAUUUUGGUUUGCUUUGCCGGAUGGAAAAGAAACAUCAGUAUGCCAUGCUUGCAUCCAUAGUGCAUAUUGUAAAUGGUGAUUGGGCAUCUCUUGUACAGGCACUUUCUCAAAUGGAUGUCAUAAAGCCAGGAACUGAUAGGAGACUUGUUACAAUGGAAUUGAAAGAUGCUUUAGGAGAAGUUGAAUUUACGGAUGGAAUUCCUGAUGUAAAGUUUAGUCGGGUUCUUGCUAAAAUACUGUCUGUAGCAUUCAAAUUUCAUUUCCGCAUGCCUCCAUACUACACCCUUCUCCUCAGGUCUCUUGCUUCAUUAGAAGGGUUAGCGGUGGCUGCAGACCCAAGGUUUAAAACAUUUGAAGCUGCGUACCCCUAUGUUGUCCGGAAACUUCUUACUGAUAAUUCGCCUGCAAUGAGGAGCAUUCUACACUCUGUGGUACUGAAUAGAAGGAAGGAAUUCCAGUGGAAAAGACUCUCUCUUUUUUUAAGAGUCGGAGCAACUAGGAAAGGGUUGCAUUCUGUGUUUGGGUCCAACCCUCAAGAAUCAAUUAGCUAUUCUGCAGAGGAAGUCAAUGGUAAAGCUGAUGUUGCAAAUUUGGUGCUAAAAUUACUACCCUCUAAAGAUGGUGCUGUGCUUAGAAGACUCCUGAUGACAGCAGACGGGUCUUCAUUACUUCGUGCAAUGGUUUCAAAGGAAGCAGAUAUAUUUCGCCAACAUUUCUGCAGGGUUCUUGCAGAUAUACUCUAUCAGUGGAUGUCAAAAGCUUUGGGAAACCCUAGAAAAGCACAGCUUAGCUCCGAAGAUCAGUUGGACAGUGGGACAGCUUUCAACAAUUAUAAUAAACCUAUCAUAAGAGAUCAACGCCUCAAAGUGAUACUCUUCAAGGCAUUUUCUUCUGCUAGGAAAGAAGAUCCAAUGUUGGUGCUGAGGGCCUUCUUCACCAUAUGCAUCACGUUUGUCAAAGCUUCAGCUUUAGCUUUUCACAGAGUAUUGAUUUCUUUUUCUGAGACGUGUUUGGAUCGUCUUUCUUUUGCUCCAAGAGAAAUUGCAGUUGGCAGAAUUUCUUAGUUAGACUCGGUGUUUGUGCUUACUUUGGGCUUCAGGAAAUUACUGGAGAUCGCAUGCUGUGUAUAAAAACAUGCACAUAAUUUACUUAAAUUUCAUCUUGUAUAUUUGGAGCAUAUGUAUUUUCAACAUUAGUAACAUUAGAGAGGCGAAUGGUGUUUGGUGGCUGGCUGAAAACAUGUGUCAGAUAUGAUUGUCACAAAUGUGCUGCUGCUAGUCAAUACUCUGUAAUUAAUUAUCAAUCAUGUACUGCACCUUGAUUAACUCAAUAAUAGCUGCCAUAAUACGUAAGAG
This is a messenger RNA of Cuscuta epithymum, 3120 nucleotides long. The record is from the annotation of a GenBank genome assembly. Lineage: Eukaryota; Viridiplantae; Streptophyta; Magnoliopsida; Solanales; Convolvulaceae.